UUCCUGGAGAUUUCAAAAUGGCGGAAUAAACAAAGUUUUUUUAAAAAUGAUGGAAGUUUUAUUCAAUGAUUAAAGGCAAUAAUGUAAACCCAAGUUUGAAGACAGAAACAGCAGAUAAACACAAUGUCAGCUAUUGCCAGCAUCCUUAGCGCAACAAAGCACUCCACCAUGGAUGACAUGGAAGAGGAGGAGGAGCCAAUGAGCAAGCAGCUGGAGAUCCUGAUGGAGAGAAAACGACAAGACGAGGUUCGCAAGGCCCGCUUUCACUGGUCCCUGCUGCGUAGCUCAAUAGCGAACACCAUCACUGCUGUCAAGGAGUCUGAUUCUAAGAAUGUUCUUGUGUCUCAUGGACUUCAUCACCACAGAAAAAUAAACCAUUCAACUGACUUAAAAAAAGUUCUUUUCAUCAAGGAACUUGAUGAAUACCUCACAACAGAUGGGCAGUGCGUGCGGAUCUUCAUGUCCGACGGUCGUAGGAAGAAAACGUACACCCUUGAAGAACCUAUGGACAACAUCUCCUACUGUUUACACUUCAGACAGUAUGUAGGCUGGAUCACGGGAGAAGAUGAAUUGUUUCUGAUGAACAAUGAAUUUGAGAUUGUCUCCCAGUCACGUGCCCCAAGCACCAUCGUUCUAGCCACCUACAACAAACACACCCACGAGUACAUCACUGUAGGACCAGGGUAUUUCACUACAUGGUCAUUUCGGUAUGGAGCCCGCCAUCUUAUCCCGCGGAAGAUGAACCGUACAGAGUUUAAGGAGAAUAACAUGUUUACACACAUGGUGCUGGAGGGGACGGCCAGCCGAUCACAGAAAAUAUUCCUCUCUGUUCUCAACUCUGUUGUAGUGUACAAUGUAUAUGAUGGGAAGCAGCUGUCGUACCGUAAGAAUCUCCAUGAGCGGGACAUCACAGCCAUGACAUACUUCAACCCUCUUAAGUACCUAGUCACUGGAGCUCUGGAUGGCACAAUCAAGAUCUGGGACAACCGCUGGCAUGUGCAGAUGGUGUUUGUGGGUCACACUGCACGUGUGAAUGCAAUCGACAUCUACCCACAUGGCUCCGCCAUCAUUUCAGCAAGCAGCGACAACACAAUAAGAGUCUGGAACCUUGAUACUUGUGAUGAGGUGGACAGGGCGGUAUUGAAGGAGCCAGUGUUUAAUCUACAAACAACACUGGACUAUGACACAUUCUUCACAUUCACCGGCCGAACUGUGGACAUGUGGCAGAUCCAACACCUCUACCAGAUACACACGUCCAUUGGUCAGCGUAUUCUAAAGAUAAAGCAGACGGACCACCCUAAUUUCACGCCACGCUCUGUAGUGAUGAGUCGGGACAGUAGUGUACGCCUAAUCUCGCCUGUCUCUGGCCACGUUAUCACCACGCUGCUUCUCAGCCCUAACAGAGGACUCAUUGAUGUUGCCUACGCCAUAGAGAGCGAGACCAUGUUCUGUGUGCUGGCCAAUGGAGAUAUCCUCAAAGUACGGACAGACACAAACCCUUGCAGAGUGGUGAACAACUGGAGAUGUAAUGAACCUGAGAAAGAGGCGUGUAACUAUUUGUUUGUGUAUGAAUACGUGGUGGAUAUACAGCUGAAAACCGACACAUGGGAUGCCAUAAAGCGCUCAGUAACCACGAAGGCCCUGAACCUUGAUGAUGAUGAUGAUGAUGAUGAUGAUGAUCGGAGUUCAAGUAAGAGGGGUAAAUCCAAGAAGAACAUGAACAGAACUCUCCUGCUAGGAGGUAGGAAAGAUGGCUACAUCUGCGUGUUCGAUUGGGAGACCGGGAAGGUCACCUUCAAGAUAGAUGCCCAUGGUUCGAAGGGAGUAAUGAGCAUGAUAGCCAACGCUAAAGUGGACCAGCUCAUAUCUGCCGGGAAAGACAAUGUGAUCAAAGUGUGGCGUGUGUACCCGUUUGUGCAGGAGGCGUUGGCCCCGUUGAUGUCAUUCUUCUGCGCCCACCUUCCCCUUCACAUGACGAUGAUCAAGACGAACCUGUGCGUGGCGUUCCAAGACCACGCCACUGCUACGUACAGCAUCGUCAUGUACAACCUGAGGGAUAGAACCUUUGGAUUUGAGGUCCAAAUGGAUGCCCUUGACCCAAAAGACCGUUACGACCAUGAGCCGGGAGAUGACCACACUGAGUCCAUCACAGGCAUAAGCGCUUGCUCACGCCUCAAGCUGUAUGCCUCCUGCAGUCUCGAUGGCACCGUACGAAUAUGGAACGACACAAACAUGCUCGUCAGGUUACUCCAGCUGAAGUCAGUGCCCCACAGUGUCAGCUUCUGCAGCUCCCGGGGUGACCUUCUGGUCGGCAUCGGCAACCAUCUCUACAAGAUCCCACAUUAUGCUUACAUGCCGAAGUCAUACAUGUUCCGGAUGGUGUCCAUGAGAUUUAACCAACACAAGGAGGAGGGCCCAAUUCCAGAAAACACAGAUCUUACAACCAGAAUGAACAAAAACGACCUUUCUCGCAUGAAAAACUCACACUCUUCAUUCAAGUAUAAGCAGUUUACAGACAUCCUAAGCCCAGCGGAGCUAGAAGAGAUCAACAGAGAACGUUUGAUAAAGGAGAAAGCCUUCGCCCUGCUCCAAAAUCGUGAAGAUGAACUAGAGAAGAUCCGGAAUGGGCAGCUAUCCUCACAGAAGAAACCCAAGUCAACGGCCAAGACGAAGAAAGUGGCCUUUAAACAGUACAUGAAGAUGUUUUAUGACAAGCCUAGGCUUACUAUCCCGAAAGAUGAUCUCUACUCAGAGGACAGAGUGAAGGACGCAUUGAAGGAGCCAGAAGAACCAGAGAAAGUGGAGUACGUGCCUGAAAAGGAACCAAUCGGGUUUUUCCCGCCAGUGUCAGAGGUGAAGAAGCCCAAGCUGGCGGAAGAUUCACCACUGAAGGCUGCUUACCCAAUCAGGGCUGAUGGUUUUGUCCCGAACUCUAUAUUGAUGAAGCUGUUAUGGCCGUCGGUGGACAAGAACCGUCUGCAGAAACGCAAGACCGAGGAGUGGAAAUUGCCGUCGUUCUCUGCUGAGCAGAUGGCAGCCAUCAACAAGGUCAAACAGGAGCGGGAAGCAGAGGAGAGAAGAGCAGCCAAUUUGAACGUAGAUAAAUGGCCGUCCCUGGACAGCUGGCAUGUAAAAUCAGGGACUCCUGGCUCUAAGCCAGGUUCCAGUCAUAGAAGUGGCUCAAAACUCACUUCCGCGUCUGUGCGGGGCAAGUCAGGGGAGGGCGAGGCCCUGGAUGAGGAGGAGGAAGGUUUUGAUGACCGUAUCCUGGACAUGGACUGGGGCGAGGAUGAGGAGGAGGAGAAGGUUCGGGACUCACCCAACAUCUUCGACGAGCGACCCAAGAGCUCCCUCAAAGAGAAGAGCAAGCUAUCUGAGGCGGAGAAACCCAAGAACAAGUUUGCAGACAUCAUGGCUAAACCUCCUACACCUAAGGAGGAAGAAGAGGAGCCACCCAAAGCCAUUGAGAAGCAGGCCACCCUUGAUUCUGUCAAAUCGUCUGAGGGCAAAGCACCCUCCACACCAGGGGAGGUGAAGCCCAUGAAGCCCAUAAAGAAACUUGUAUCCCGGCCCCCACCUCCGCUCAAACCCAAAUCCCCACCCCCUGUUCAGACCAUACCAUCUCCAGAUGUGUCUAAGCAGACGAGGAAGGCUCGUAGUCCAUCGCCGAUGCCGGUUACCACGGAGAAACCUACCACACCACGCCCACCCACACCUCUUCCGGGGUUUAUCACACAGUUCAAGGGGGUUGAGUGGUUUGACAAGUUCUUCUCUAAUGAAUCGGCGAUAGUGAAGCCUUGGUCCCUGGAGAACAUUGUGUCCCAGCUGAUGAAGCUGGUCAAGACGGUGGAGUAUGUUUACAAGACGCCCAUAAUAGAGGCCAUACUUAUACUGCACGCCCAGGACGAGUUCUCAGAGAAUGUUGCACACAUUGUCAUCAAGGGCAUGUCCGUGGUGUUAAACCACCAGAAAGACUACCCCACCUGUAUGUUAGAGGAGCAGCGGGCAUUCAUUCUAACGUGCCUCCGCGCCCUGCACAAACUCACAACCGUGCCAGACAAAGAGUUUGUCAGCGAGCUUCUCGUGCAGUUCCUAGACGGGGAUAAACAAGUCAGAGACCUGGUGAACACCAUUUUCCAGUCUGCAGGCCUUCAGGACCAGCAUAAGUACCUGCCCCGGGAGCUUGACUCUUGGGAUAUCUGGAACGUGGAGGAAGACGACCGUAAGGCGGACCUCCGCAAGAUGUGCCACCAGUGGCUCGACAGAUGGAUGACAACGUACAAGUUACACAUGGAGGACGCCAUAGAGCGGAUGAAGAAAGGCCAGAACAUUCAUGGCCGGAUGAACCGUGAUCAGUUCAGUAAAUCCAGCAGCUCACAAAACCGUGGGAUACUCCGUAGAUCUGUGGGAAUCAGUACAGACCAGGAGACUGUGACCACGUUGGAUGACGGUACAAAGAAAGGUGUUACAGUGACGUUUGACCGACCCCCGGAUCCAGCCCUCAUCGAGAAUGCGACAUAUGUGGACGCAGUGAACUUCUUCUGUGACAUGAUGAUGGAGAAGGAGUUAGAGACAAUAAAGGCCCCAGGAAAACGUCUGCCAGGCUCCAAAGAGAACGUUGUACAAGCGAAAAACACCGUGCUGGUCUUGCCGAAAAUACCACAGAAGCCGAGCCUGGUUCGCCUGGGUGAGACUCACACCAGCCAAUGUCGACCUCACCGCGAGACCAACCUUCAUGUCGAUUACCGUUACCCGGCAAUGAAUGCGAGGGGUUAUCCUCCUAUGCCAGGGGAGAUAAGUGGUUUUGUGAACAGCAUCAACCUCCCUAUGAAGCCUCUUAUGUUGAACCCGUUCCCAAAUGUACUGGACCAGUUUGAUGCAAGAUUCCGGGAACCAGUACUGAUAACGCUUAAAUCUUCCCAGAAAUAUUUUAUACCGUCUCAGUCCAUGGUACCUCAGGAUGCAAUAGCAGCUGCAAUGUGAUUGGUUAAAAUUUGUGUGAUUUAAUAAAGUCUGUGAUUGGCUGAUUAUUUUCAGCAAAAGUGUUGAAAGUUAUAAGGGACUAGUUAUAAACUCAUGAGCAUGCAUAGGCCAUGUAAUAAGAACAGUUGACAUAAUCAAUCAUGCUACCUACUGAUUAUUCAGAGCAUGAUUUGCAUUUAAUUUUUACGUGCCUUUAAACUUAAAUACAAACUGCUGAUUUGUAAAAAAAUAUUUUAUACAAUUCUUGAAUUGCCAGGAUUUGCUAACUUUACAAUUUUUAAAUGUUUUAAGUAUCUGUGAUACCUUUUACUUUGCAAGAUCUAUUUUGUUUGUAUAAAUUUGCUUUUCUACACCUGCAUGUUAUUUCAUUGUUAUUGUUUUCACUGUAUUUGAAUUAUUGUCCAAAAUAAAAAGAAGUAAAUUGUUGUGAAAUAUUA
Molecule: messenger RNA, 5420 nt
Organism: Mya arenaria
Lineage: Eukaryota; Metazoa; Mollusca; Bivalvia; Myida; Myidae
Exons: 33
Coding region: 124-4983 (1619 amino acids)
Molecular function (GO): protein binding
Source: RefSeq, a predicted model, not a curated record